This is a messenger RNA of Bipolaris maydis ATCC 48331, 3534 nucleotides long. RefSeq lists its product as uncharacterized. Lineage: Eukaryota; Fungi; Ascomycota; Dothideomycetes; Pleosporales; Pleosporaceae. Gene Ontology annotation, biological process: phosphorylation; phosphorelay signal transduction system. Gene Ontology annotation, molecular function: phosphorelay sensor kinase activity; protein binding. The record is from RefSeq and is a predicted model, not a curated record.
AUGAGCCAAUCUCCAACCAGUCGCGGGGCGACGAAGAAGAGCCGUUACGACAUGAAAAGAGAACGGAAUGUUCGGCUUCACUACGGGGCCGCCUUCUGCAAUAUACCACGCGUUGACAAUCUGGCCACUCAUGUCCCCCACCCAUCUCACGACUCGACUCUGACGGCUUUGUGUCAGCUGACCGCUAUCCGCAUGGGAGGCCAGAGAGCUAUGAUCUCAAUUCUCGAAGAGGAAAGACAACAUAUUUUAGCAGAAGCUACCUGUGAUUCCCUUCUCCACCCAGACACAACAAAGGAGGCGCAGGGUUCGUUGUGGGCUGGAAGUGUUAGCAUUCCUCGUAAUCUGGCGUUAUGCGAAAAUGUAUUGGAUCUUAGUGGUGAGAAUAAUGUCUUGGUUAUCAACGAUCUUGUGGAACAUAAAAAAGCUGACCUUCAGGGUGCUGUUUACAGCAACCCUGAUGCGCGCUUUUAUGCUAGUAUAGCACUUGUGUCUCCAGACGAUACAAUAGUCGGGACGUUAUGUGUCUUUCACAACCAACCUCGGGACGGCCUGACCAGUGAGCAACUUAGUCUUUUCAAGGAUCUGGCAUCGACCGUUAUCGGGUACUUGGACACAUACACAAUCAGGGAUCAGUACAGUCGAGGAGAAAGAUUUACGCGCGGCCUUGUCUCUUUCGUCGAAGGUGCGACAACUCUAUUGCCUUUUGAGCACACCGAACAACAAAACCCAUCAUCGACACCUCAAGAAUCUCCCGACCUAUCUUCGGAAACAAAAGGAGAUCCUCUCUCUACAUAUGGCAGGGGAAGAACGGAGGUGGACGAUCCAUCACCGGACAAUUCGCCCUCCCCGACCCAUAAGGCAACUACCGCGAGAUUUGCAAGGCAUCAAGCAAUAGGAACACUUCAAGACGCUAUUCUGCCCAUGGACUCAAAAUCAAUGUUUUCUCGUGCGGCGAAUGUCAUGAUGGCCUCGAGUAAUUUGGAUGGGGUGCUUAUACUAGAUGCAAGCGUGGCAGCAAACGGAGGCCAACAGCGCAGCAACACCACUUCUCGAACCAGGAGCAGUGUCGAUUCUCUUUCUGAAUCUUACCAAUGUAAGGUAGUAACUGACCUUACCCGAAAUCUUACAGGUCAGUCGCUUGCAGUCGCUGUUUCUAGCGAAAAGCAGAAAUCAGCAUUUGGUUCGUUGUUAGAGUCUGAUCUUGCCCGUAUGCUCCACGGAUAUCCACAUGGCAAAAUCUUCACUUUCACAGCUAGCGAUAUAUUUGUAUCCUCGGAUGAGACUACCUCGAGCCCUUAUUUCACCGAAGAGUUACCUAGAAUGGCUUCUUCCAAACGCCAGACGAAAAACUGGUCAAAGAGAUGCUCGGAAGCUAUCCAAACUAUGUUUCCCGAAGCGGCUAGCGUUGCUUUUGUUCCAUUUUGGGACUUUGAGAGGUCACGGUGGUUUGCAGGCUGUUUGUGUUGGAGCGAUAACCCACAUCGCUUACUCUCUCCCUCUGUCGAUUUAGUAUAUUUCAAGAUUUUCAGCAAUUCGAUCAUGAGGGAAUUGUCAAGACUGGAUGCUAUGGCUUUGGACCAGGCUAAAUCGACAUUUGUGGCUUCUAUAUCUCAUGAGUUGCGAUCUCCUUUGCAUGGAAUAUUAGGCACACUAGAGUUUUUUAAGGACACGCCUCUGGAUUCAUUUCAGGCCGGUUUGCUUAGUUCUUUGCAUGGCUGCGGAACAACCCUUCUUGACACCAUCAACCAAGUCAUGGACUAUGGAAAGAUCAGUGAGUCAAGAAACAGCAUCUCUUCGAAACGAAUCAAGAGCGACAAUACCAUAAGGCUGUCGUGCAAGCCAGUGAAGAGCCGAAGGAAGAGAGAUCCCGCUUUCGAUAUUGGCACUGCGACAGAAGAAGCUGUAGAGGCUGUAUUUAUAGGGUCAUCAUACGUCCCUGUCACCGCUAAACACAUCGAGGAACUUCCAUCUAGAACAGCGCAUGAGUCGACUCCUCUUCCGAAACGCAAUGUAUGCUUUGUCAUACUUGAAGUGGCAUACGAAGACGAUUGGAUUUUCUCUUUUCCAAUCGGAUCGUGGAGAAGGAUAGUCAUGAACUUGUUCGGAAAUGCUGUAAAGUACACAGAGUCAGGCUACGUUCACGUUUCUUUGCGUUCUAGUAAAUCAGCCGAAAACGCCAAUGCGCCUACAACGGUUAUACUUACAAUAACCGACACGGGCUUGGGAAUGAGUCCCAGUUUUCUCGCCAAUCGGAUAUUUGAACCCUUCUCCCAAGAAAAUCCACACUCACCUGGUACCGGACUGGGCUUGAGUAUAGUCCGACAGAUCAUCGACAUGAGCGGCGGGAAGAUUGAAGUCAGCAGCCAGCCAUCCAUUGGCAGCAAGGUCACCGUUAAACUCGCACUUACUCAUUCGGAGUCCUCAGAUUUGUUGAUGGCCGAGCACAGGCGGUUUCAAUCGACCCUAUCAAGAUUGCAUGGCUACAGAAUCUGCAUACUUUCUAAGAAAACGACAAGUUCUCCAGAGGAUGCCGAUUACUCACGAGCUGAAGAAGGACUUGUACGCUUCACCAAUGCGCUCGCCAACACUCUCGAAAAGCACCUGAAGAUGGACGUUGUAAAGUCUACCGAUUCUGAAUACAACGGUGCAGACAUUGUCAUUUGCCCAGAAGUAUCAUUCGAUUAUCUCGACAUUGUCCGUCGCCGUAGGACUCGCGAUCAGCGAGUCCCUGUCAUUAUCUUUAUUGGAAUGGACGCACUUGCAGCAGCUACUCUUCGUUCAGAUGUCCGUGUGACUUCCAAGCAGUCUGUAGUUGAGGUCAUAACUCAGCCAUGCGGGCCACACAAAUUGGCUUUUGUCCUGAAUCGAUGCCUGGAUCGAUACGACCAACCUGAUGAUAAUGUACAGCCUUCGAGGGCGGUCAGCCCCCUUCCCCAAACUGCAACGCAUGGAGUUGAAGAACUGAGAAUUUCCGUUCCGCCACCCAGCCCUGCUCAACCGAAUGAUAGAUCAUCGCAGGCUAGGUCUGCAAAGAAUGCUACUAAAUCUCCAACUGCAACGCCUACAGCGGAAGAAGAAUUGACAGCAUCCCAUAUACUUAUCGUCGAUGACAACAUGUUGAACCGAAGAUUACUCGUGGCAUUCAUGAACAAGAAUGAUUUACAACACCAAGAAGCGUCAGACGGUCUCGAGGCGCUGCGUAAGUAUCAAGCGGACCCACACAAGUUUGAGGUGAUAAUCAUGGACAUGUCGAUGCCGGUCAUGGAUGGCAUGGCAGCUACUCGGGCAAUUCGCAAACACGAGCAAAACCACAAUUUGCCACGCAGUUGCAUCAUCGCAUUGACUGGCCUCACAUCCUCAAGCGCUAGGUUGGAAGCAUGGAGCUCUGGUAUUGAUCACUACAUCACCAAGCCUGUGAAUUACCAGAAGCUUCGAGAGCUUUUGAAGAGCGAGAAAUCGCGAAAGGAUGGGCGUAGGAGAUCUGUAGAAGUCCCUGAUAAAGCAACCGAAGAGGCUGCAGAGGAUGUAGCUUGA